ACACACAGGCAUAUAUGUAUUUCUUCUGAAAUCAGCCACGCUGGAAAACAACUGACAAUAAACUUUAAACCUUUUUAUUUUGCAAAACGGAAGUAUAGUAUUUGUACCGGACGUGACGUACCAUCCGCUCGUUCGUCCGUCCUCUUGAGUGGAAUGUUGUGAAGCAGCCUUUCAGACAAAACUGAGGGACGGUAUGCUCCUGUUCAUUCAAUGCUGCUGCUGGGGCUCUCUGCCAAACACAGAAUGGACUGUCAACACAGAAACAUGGCUGCCUCUGCAACGGGCAAGACGAGUAACAGAGAUAACGCUACUACGGACAGUCGGAAAUGCCCUGAAGAGCCUCUGUCGCAGUCACGGGAAAUAAUAAAACCCACCAUCAAGGAGCUGACCAAAGAAGUGAGGACGAACAUCCUCUGCACCGUGGAGGGAUGUGGCAAGAUUCUCCCCAACACACCUGCCCUGAACAUGCAUCUUGUGAAGUCACACAGAAUAAAGGAUGGGAUUGUCAAUCCCACGGUCAGAAAGGACAUGAAGGGCUCUCAGAAGCUUUACUGUUGUCCCAUUGAGGGCUGUCCCAGGGGGCCUAAUAGACCGUUCUCCCAAUUCUCCCUGGUUAAACAACACUUUAUGAAGAUGCAUGCUGAGAAGAAACACAAGUGCUCCAAGUGCAAUAAUGGCUACAGCACAGAGUGGGAUCUAAAGAGGCACAUAGAGGACUGUGGGAAGACCUACCACUGUACAUGUGGCUGCCCGUACGCCAGCAGGGCUGCUCUCCUCUCACAUAUCUACAGGACAGGACAUGAGAUCCCUACAGAACACAGGAUUCCUCCAGUAAAAAAGCGGAAGAUGGAGAAACUGUUAAGUGAUUCUGAAAAGGUUAAGACCAGUGAGUCAACCUGCCAGAUCAUGCCCACUGCUAAAGAGCUGACAGAUAGUGCUCUCCCUUCUCAUACGACUGUUCACAUCCCAGACUCAGUGAGUCAGAACUCCAGUCCCCGUAAGAGCCUCCAGAAGUUGCUUCUACCAAAGCCCAACAUGGCAUUGGUCAGUGUUCCUGUGAUGCAGCUAGCCCACCUGCCUGUCCUCCUUCCAUCCACAGAAAGUGGGGCUCUGAGGUCUGUAGUGUUGGCAGUAGACAGCCAAGGCUCCGUCAGCACCCUUCAUCUCCUGCCACAAGCCACAGGGGCAGUGGUACCCCAGCUUGAUGCUAAGAGUUUGGGUUUCAAGGAUAGCAUGCCUUCUUCCCGCUCUAGCCUGGGGCCCAUUAGCAUAGGGGUCCAGGUCAGUCUGGACCCUGCGGGCGCAGAGGACUCACCCGGCAGCCUGACAGGACAACGGGGCAGAAGCACCUCCACCAACAUUCAAACAGACAAAUCAUACUUAUCAAAAAUGCCCACAGGGGUUGGUGUAGGGGAAGGAAUAGACUUGUGUACUGUGGGUGAGUCCUCAGUGUCGUCUUGCUCUCAAACAGACAUCAGUGUGAGUGCCCAAGUCCUCCUCCCGGUCAGUGUUGAAACCCAGACAUUCUCUUCCCGAGCAAAAGCCACAUCCUCUAUUGGAGCUCAGACGGACGGCCAGUGCCUCAGCCAAAUUGCUUGCUCCUCCACAUCUGUACCCCCGUACAAAACCAGGCAGACCCAGACGCACUUUGCGGUGCCGCAGUCAGAGGAGAAGGCUCAGGACCAGACUAUCAUGUGCACCGACCUAUUUGGCAAUGACUCUCUGAGUGUCUCCACCCAGACAGCUCUGGACAUAGACGACACCCUCACUGCUGCAGAUAACAGUAUAUAUGAGGACUCAAAGUCAGCAGGCGGUAUGUGUUUUGGGGUGCAGACAGAUGAGCUCAAUUCAAACAACAUGGCAGACAACCAGACCCAAACAAUGACCUUGUUAAAUGACCUAGAGAACAUUCUGUCUGACAGCAUGUCAGGACACCAGGUGCUCACUGAGGCCUCUGCAGGCUGUGGUACAGGCCUGGGCUCGGUUCAGGAGCAACACAGUGGCAUAGACUUUGACUUUGAAGAGUUCCUCAAUGCUGUGCAUAUCCAGACACAGACAGAGGAGAGUGAGCUGGGAGGGCUGGGUAGCGACACGCCUCUGGAGUCUCUGGACAUCCAGACCCAGACAGACUUCCUCUUGAUGGAUGAAUUGGACCAAAGCGAGGGACCAAGUCGAACCCAGGCCAGCGACCUGGAGCUAUUUGAUACACAAACUCAGACUGACCUCAAUUUCCUGCUUAAUGCCGGAAGCCACAUGCCCCUGAGCAGCAUCCUGCGACAUUCAAGCUUUUCUAUGAGCACCGAGUCCUCAGACACAGAAACACAGACAGAUCUCCCUUCAUUUGCCACCGGCCUCUCUGCUCAGACGCCUGUCAGUCAGGGUGAGCAUGCAAGGCUGCUGAACAGCACAGAAACGCAGACUGUGACCAGCCAGGCAGAAGGCCUGGGACACCUCUUCCUGACCAGCAACGAAACACAGACUGUCAUGGAUGACUUCUUGUCAGCAGACCUUGCGUGGAAUAUGGAUUCCCAUUUCAGCUCUGUGGAAACACAAACGUGUGAGGAGCUUUGUGCUCUCUUUCAGCACCCCGAGAAACCCAACAGCUGAAGCGCUCUUAGUGAAGCUGCCUAAGCUUUUGCAGUACAAGUUUCCAAUACCUGCUUCUUCCUUUAAGAGGAGUCAGUCUAUGCUGUCCUCUGGCGGACCAUAGUCUCAGCGGCCAGUCUUUGAACAUUCCACUGAGGGCAUCAUGUCCAGGGCUUUUCCGGGUAUAUAUCCUGACUGCUCCGCUGCACUUUAUUAGCUCAGUGGGCAUGGUUUAUCAGCUCCUCUGACAGUUUACAUAUUUAUUUGCACAUAAAGUAACAUGUUAUACGUGUCUUGUCUUAAAUUCCAGUUUACUUCUGUAUUUCAGUGUAUAACCACUGUGACUGGUUUUCACUGUUUGAUCUUACUUGCAAUUUAAAAAUGACCUAACAUUUCAUCGUUGUCAGAUCUGCACUUAAAAGGGAUGGCAUCUUUUGCCGUGCGUGGCUGUCAAGAAUAGGCCUAUAAAACUGUAACCCUUUACGACAGCUUUUCAGAUACGCAUAUGCUGCAUGAACACAAUUUCAUCUCCGCUGUCCGGUAUACAAUAUUGUAACAUUUAGUUUGCGUAUAUUCAACAUGCGCAUGAAGCCUUCUCUUGGUCAGCAGCACAAACAUGAAAUAUCAAUUCUCAGCUUGCGUAUCUGAUGGAUGCCUCUUUGAUGUUGCCUUGUCAGCGGCAGCAAGACUGUAAACUCCUGAAUUACAUCCUGCAAGCUUCGCAGCCAGUGGAAAACUUGACCAGUGAUAAACCUAUCACCUUUGCGCUCAACAGAAAGCAACCCCAUAAAGCCUUCUUCAACUAUGAGCAAGGCACGGAUCAAAGCUGUUAAGAUGCAUCUUUGAAAUAUACCGUUACUCAUACAGAUGUGGCACAAGUAUAAGUGAGAUGUUUAUGUCUUGUCAGUUGUUGCACACCUUUCAUUGAAAUGUGAUUGUGAAGUAUGAUGUUUCGAAAAUACUUUUUUUUUUUUUUAUUUUUUUUUUUAAUGCGCCUGGGUCUCUAUAGCUGAGCAGUCAGUUUAAGUCAUUAAGCAAAAUAGGCUGUCAUCGUCUUUGACUUAUUCAUUAGCUGGGUGUAAGUGUAUACAGUAGCAGUGCUCUGUGCUGAAGUGCUCCAGUAAUGUUAGCUGUACAAAACACAUAUUGUGGAUUAGGGCUAGGAUUAGCACAGAGUUCUUUCAUGUAUUCACCACCUUAUUUUGACUGAAGGAGUCCUGAUUUUCAUAGAAUAACUUCUAUGAAAAUCAUAAGAGUUUCCACCUUUCCAACAAUUUGGACACGGUGUUUUAAUUUAUUUUAUUUUAUUAUUUUUUUUUAAUCCAAACAACUAAACUUAAUGCUUUGAUUGCAUUUUUAAUUAUACUGUUGCACUAAGUUACCUCAUUAUGUGCAGGCACCACAUACAGACUUUGUUCUACUAGGGAACAUAGAGCUGUAAGGCCUUGUUUAUUUGUUCGUUUUGUUACGUUGGUGCCUUAACCCAAGUAUUAACUUCAGUUCUGUUACAGACAGUUGAAUUUGCUGCUUUGAGGUGAAAUAUUUAUCAGAAUUAUGCGAGAUUAUGUUUUGGAAAAAUGACUGAAAAAUGGUCUGAAUCCUUCCUUUCUUUGAUUUGCAUGUGUAAUACAUUCUGUAUUGGUAUUUUCAUCGUGGUUGCAUGAAAUAUCGGAAUGUCCCUCAUUGUCCUCCGUAGUUUCUAUGAAAAGAUUUUUGUUCUUUCACGUGAAAAUAAUGCUAUGCAGCAUUUUAUUGAGGAGAAUUUGUUUUUGCGCCAACUCACUGUUUUUAUGGACGGGUGAUUAAUGGCUGUUACGGUUUAUAGAUGUUUGUUAAAACUGCUGAAUGUACAGAACAUGUCACUGUGCCCAAGUAUAAAAAAAAAUCUCUUUUUUGCACCAUAUCCAAUUAGUUUAAGGGUAAUUUCCCAGAGUUAAAAAGGAUUUUGACACACGUGAAAUUUGAACAUUUCUUGUUUUGAGAUUAGUACUUCUAGUUUGUGGUUCUUGAAUACAAAUACAGCAUAGCUGCUCCCUGCUGGUUUAAUGGUCUGGGGAAAAUGCCUUGCUUAAAACAGAACUUUGUGUAGAAGCCUUGUCAGUCUCAAGUGUCAGUCACAGUGCUUUAUUUUCUCUCUGUAGGGACUGCAUGCUGAUAUUUUCCCAGCACAAAAAAUUUGUUUUAACAGAAUUUCAGUUCUCUUGCCUGUAUGUUUAGAGUUAAUGGUUGCCUUGAUUACUUGUUGAAGCUACACUACAGAUGUUCUUAAUAAACUGCUGGAAAGUAA
Toxotes jaculatrix (banded archerfish) is the source of this 4873-nucleotide messenger RNA. It is a transcript of the gene atmin, whose product is annotated as ATM interactor. Gene Ontology annotation, cellular component: nucleus. Lineage: Eukaryota; Metazoa; Chordata; Actinopteri; Toxotidae. Gene Ontology annotation, molecular function: DNA-binding transcription factor activity, RNA polymerase II-specific; transcription cis-regulatory region binding. The record is from RefSeq and is a predicted model, not a curated record. Bases 211 to 2607 code for a protein of 798 amino acids. Gene Ontology annotation, biological process: regulation of transcription by RNA polymerase II. The transcript is spliced from 4 exons.